UGCGGCGAGAGCAGCAGGGAAGGAGGCGUGUGGCGCCCGCCCCCGCCCGCGGUGCUCAGAGCCGGAGGUGCAGCGAGGCGCUCCCUCAGCCCCAUUCCCGGUGCCCAGUCCAGCACCGACCCCGCGAGGCGGCCCUUCCCUGCGCAGCGGUGGCAGCGGCGGGCAGGAUGACGGCGGAGGAGAUGAAAGCGGACGGGGCUCCCCUGGAAGGGACAGACAUCACCCCCAAGCAGGAUGAGGGCGUCCUCAAGGUUGUCAAGAGAGAAGGCAGUGGGACAGAGUCUCCAAUGAUAGGUGAUAAAGUGACUGUCCAUUACACAGGAUGGCUUCUUGAUGGCACAAAAUUUGACUCCAGUCUGGACAGGAGAGACAAAUUUUCAUUUGACUUGGGGAAAGGUGAGGUGAUCAAAGCAUGGGACAUUGCUGUGGCAACUAUGAAGAUCGGUGAAAUCUGUCGGAUUACAUGUAAACCAGAAUAUGCCUAUGGCUCAGCUGGGAGCCCCCCAAAGAUACCUCCCAAUGCUACACUGAUUUUUGAGAUAGAACUUUUUGAGUUCAAGGGGGAGGACCUCACUGAUGAAGAAGAUGGUGGCAUCAUCCGGAGAAUCCGUAAAAAAGGGGAGGGCUACUCCAAGCCCAAUGAGGAUGCACUCGUAGAGAUCCAGUUUGAAGGCCGAUACGCAGGUCGUGUUUUUGACAAGCGGGAAUUGCGGUUUGAGAUUGGGGAAGGUGAAAACUUUGAUCUUCCUCAUGGUCUGGAGAAAGCAAUUCAAAAAAUGGAGAAAUCAGAGGAAUCCGUGUUCUAUCUCAAACCCAGCUACGGUUUUGGAAGCACUGGGAAUGAGAAAUUUCAGAUCCCUCCAGAUGCAGAGCUGCAGUAUGAAGUGAAACUCAAAAGCUUUGAAAAGGCUAAGGAGUCUUGGGAAAUGAACACGGAUGAGAAGUUGGAACAAAGCUCCAUUGUGAAGGAGAGAGGCACUCAGUACUUCAAGGAGGGAAAAUACAAGCGGGCAGCAUUACAGUAUAAGAAGAUUGUGUCGUGGCUGGAGCAUGAAUCAGGACUCUCUGAUGAGGAGGAAUCAAAAGCCAAAAGCUUGAGGCUUGCUGCCCACCUUAAUCUAGCUAUGUGCCAUCUCAAGCUAAAGGAAUACUCACAAGCUUUGGAAAACUGCAACAAGGCACUCGAACUGGAUAGCAACAAUGAAAAAGGCCUCUUCCGGCGUGGAGAAGCGCAUUUGGCUGUCAAUGACUUUGAGUUGGCCCGAGGAGAUUUCCAGAAAGUGAUACAGCUUUAUCCAAGUAACAAAGCUGCCAAAGUGCAACUGGUAACUUGUCAGCAAAAAAUACGAGAGCAGCAUGAGAAGGAGAAAAAGAUGUACGCCAACAUGUUCCAAAGGCUUGCAGACAAAGACUUAAAGUCAGCUGCUACUCUUCAGACCAGCCACACUGAAGAUGCAGAAAUGAAAGAUGAGCAGAAUGGAGUUGAAGAUAAAUCAGAAGUUGAAGCAGAAGCAUAAAAACAAACCCUAUUCCAUUAGUUUUGUAAAUGAAAGAAUUUCCAGUGAAUUA
Neopelma chrysocephalum (saffron-crested tyrant-manakin) is the source of this 1569-nucleotide messenger RNA. It is a transcript of the gene FKBP4, whose product is annotated as FKBP prolyl isomerase 4. Gene Ontology annotation, molecular function: peptidyl-prolyl cis-trans isomerase activity; protein binding. The record is from RefSeq and is a predicted model, not a curated record. The coding region runs from base 168 to 1517 and encodes 449 amino acids. NCBI's taxonomy places the organism in Eukaryota, Metazoa, Chordata, Aves, Passeriformes, Pipridae. The transcript has 10 exons.